AAUGUAUUUUUCACCGAAUCGUGCAUUUAUUCCAUAUAAAUGGUAUUUGCUAAAUAAGUUGUGCAGAAUGUUUCACAUCGGCCUUGUUGUUUAAUCAUUGGUUCGGGCAACAAAAGUUUUUUGGCCAAAAAUUUUUUUAUAUCGAUUGAUGAGGUUUUUUGUCAACAUUAUAUUUAUAUUCAAAACGACUUGAAUAUAUCAUACCCAUUCAUCAUGGUUGAACCUCUUAAAAUACCAGACUUCAUCAUAGAACAUCCUAAUUUAUCUGAAGAAGAUCGCCAAUCAUUAAAGGUUGAAGAAUUCGAAAAAUUAAUUGCCGCUGUCAAACUAAAAUGUCGACAAAAAAUCUCAUCAAUCGAUAUAAAAAAAUUUUUGGCCAAAAAACUUUUGUUGCCCGAACCAAUGAUUAAACAACGUUGCCAUAUGGUGCAACAAUUGGAAAAUGCUUUAUGUAGCCAAGGAUUCUCCUGUAAAUUGCAAAUAUUCGGUUCGAUUGGCUGUGGUUUAGCCUUCAAAGAUAAAUCUGAUAUUGACAUAUUUGUCCGUGUACCUGACAUACGUUUUGAUCGUCAACCUUUAAAGUAUCGAGCGGAAAAUUUCGAAAACAUUCGCAAUAAAUUUCGUUCAAUGCGAUCGAUAUUUCGUACUCAUGAAGAUACACUAUUUCCAUACAAUGUAUUUAUUGAAACAUUGUUACAACGAAAAAUGCGCGUUCCCUUACUUCGUUUGACCAUAUUCAGCGAUAUUUGGGAAUGUAAUCAAUACCUAGAAUUGAUACGAUUAUCGAUUAAAUGUGAUUUAAACGUUAAUUGUGCCCUUGGUUUGGCAAAUACUCGUUUGAUACGAUUCUUAUGUCAAUUGGAUGCCCGUUUUAUGUCAAUCGUUUUACUUGUUCGUUUAUGGCUUCGAAACAUUGUACGCGAACGAAUCCUAUUAUCAUCGUAUGCUGCAACCUUAUUGGUUUUAUUCUAUUUUCAACAAAAAUCUAUACUUCCAGCCAUUGACUAUCUCAUUAAACUCUCCAGAUCUCCUUAUCCUUUAUACACAAACACAUGCCGUACGGAUUUCUGUACGAACAUAGAUAUUGUGACACAACAUUUUCCUCAUGAUAUUUGCGACGAAAAUGUUGCCCAAUUAUUCAUAGGUUUCUUUAAAUUUUAUUCACAAUUUGAUUUUAACUCCAAUUUUAUUUGUACACAUACAGCCAAGAUAGUCCCGAAAAAUUAUCCAUCCGAUGUCGUCGAAGUUUAUGAUCCAUUUGAUAUGACACAUAAUGUUACGGGACGUGUAAAUAUUGAAGGAAUGGUUCGCGAAUUUAUUGAUGGCUAUGAAUCUUAUAAAAAUUAAUAAUAAUAAUAUUAAUUAAUUAAACACAUUUAGACUGAUUAUUCAAA
This is a messenger RNA of Dermatophagoides farinae (American house dust mite), 1394 nucleotides long. RefSeq lists its product as uncharacterized. NCBI's taxonomy places the organism in Eukaryota, Metazoa, Arthropoda, Arachnida, Sarcoptiformes, Pyroglyphidae. The record is from RefSeq and is a predicted model, not a curated record. Gene Ontology annotation, biological process: RNA 3'-end processing. Gene Ontology annotation, molecular function: poly(A) RNA polymerase activity.